Molecule: messenger RNA, 2967 nt
Organism: Lampris incognitus (smalleye Pacific opah)
Lineage: Eukaryota; Metazoa; Chordata; Actinopteri; Lampriformes; Lampridae
Exons: 10
Coding region: 109-1716 (535 amino acids)
Biological process (GO): canonical Wnt signaling pathway; non-canonical Wnt signaling pathway
Cellular component (GO): plasma membrane
Molecular function (GO): Wnt-protein binding; Wnt receptor activity
Source: RefSeq, a predicted model, not a curated record
CACAACACAACACAACACAACACAACACGAACACACGCUCCAAACAGCCAAGGGGGAAGAUUUAUUUCAAAAACAGCUCAGGACGGUUUCCCGAGAUCACCGACAACUAUGAUCUUCUUGCUAUCCUUGGGAUUGCUACUGUCCUCUCCGCUCGUCGUUUGGGGAAGAAAAAACAAAGACGGGCAGCUGUCGUGCAGGCCGGUGACGGUGGACUUCUGCGUGGACGCGGGCUACAGCACGCCGCGCCCCGCCGGCCUCCGGGAUCACGACCUGCGGCUCAUGCGGCAAAUCGUGAUGACACACUGUUCCCCGGACAUCGCCGCGUUUGCGUGCCGCGCGGUUGCACCGGAAUGCGUCGCGGGGGCUGGGCGCGCCACUGGGCCGUGCCGCGCGCUCUGUGAGCGUGUGAAGCGCGACUGCGCGUCCGCCCUCGCGGAAAGACAACUGGGCUGGCCGGAAGCGGCCCGCUGUGAUGUAUUUCCGGACGACGACUGUUUCAGCGGUCUGGGAAGCUCUCCUCCAACCCCCGCUGGGACAUGUCAGCCGAUCACUAUUCCCCUUUGUUCGGACCUGCCUUACAAAGAAACGGUCAUGCCCAGUCUAUUGGGCCACAGAACUCAGGAAGAUGCCGGUUUAGAAGUCCAUCAGUUUUACCCGCUCGUCAAAGUGGAAUGUUCCCCUCAGCUGAGGCCUUUCCUGUGCUCCGUGUACGCUCCUGAGUGUGUGUCAGGGAGAGCACGCCCGGUCUGCAAAGUGCUUUGUGAGCAGUCUCGGAUGGGCUGUCAGAGUCUCAUGGAGAAAUUUGGCUUCACUUGGCCGCAGCAAUUGAACUGUGAAGCAUUCACAACAGAGUCAUGUGAACAUUUUAACUUGACACAGUCUGAGGUGAGCAGUACUGGGGGGAUGUGCCAGCCCAUCACAAUCCCAAUGUGUGAGGGAAUUUCCUACAACCAAACCGUAAUGCCAAAUGUCCUGGGACACAAGAGUCAAACAGAAGUUGCCACCAAGCUGUCUUUUUGGGACUCGCUGGUGAAAUUGGUCUGCUCUGUGGAUAUCCGCUUCUUCCUGUGCUCGGUGUACGCCCCCCAGUGUGUGGGAGGGGAAAUGCUGUGGCCCUGCAAGUCCCUGUGUGAGAGAGUCAAACAGGGCUGUGAGAGUUUAAUGAGGAAUUUUGGCUACUCAUGGCCAAACGAGCUGAGCUGCGACUCUUUUCCAGAGGAGAAGUGCAUAGAGGAAGACAGUGCUCAUGAGGAACUGGAUGUAGAGGGUAUUCUGGCCAAGCUGAAGAACAACCGUUACACUGUUCGUGAUCAAUCCCUGAGUCUUCAGACAGCACAAAUAUUGUUGACUUUCAAGGAUGCAGACCAGUCAGGUAAACUAGAUGUGGUGGAGUUCCUCUCACUCAGUCACUACUUGGAUGUUACCAGAAGGGAAUAUGUGGAGAGCUACGAGUGGAAGAAUCAUGGCCAUGUCACCGAAGACCAGAUGAAAACUGCUCUUCGUGUCCGCAAACUCAGCUUAGAUGACGACGCUUUCUUAGUUCUGUGGCGCAGGUAUGCCUCCCAAGGUGGGAUCAAGUACGAUGACUUCAUUGCGGUCCUAACAAAGCUGAAGAUCUUGAAAGAGCGUUUCCAGGACAACCAGAUGAGUCUGCCCUGUGACUGUGAGGUUGCCAGCUUCUCCUUUAGCAAGUUUAUCAAAUCAACUAUAAUGUGACACCAUCAUGUGCCCCUCAAGAAGUGAAGUACGCUGGAACACAGGAAGCAUAUCAUUUUAUAAAAUAGGCUAAACAUCAUCAGCAGUGCCUUCAGCACAAACUUUGGAAACCACUAUAUGGUUAAAUUUACUCACUUUCUUUAUUGUCAAACUUUUAUUAUUUUACAUACUUUCAGCGCUGAAAAUGGUUGCGGGUAUGGUCAGAUGGAAUAUUGUAUGCAUGUCUAAUUUUAGUUAUGAUGUUCUUUUCUCAAGUGUUUUCUGGUCUUGUGUACUGUCCUCAGUUUACUAAAUCUACUAAGUGUAUUAGGACUCUGUCUUUUCUGCCUCUGUCAUCAGCAUCAUCAGUUGGCUCAAUUUACGAUCACCCUUUUAUACAUUUUAUGUGACAUUAAGUGUUUUAAUUUCUAUGGGGCGUCCGGGUAGCGUAGCAGUCUAUUCCGCUGCCUGCCAACAUGGGGAUCCCGGUUCGAAUCCCCGUGUUGCCUCCGGCUUGGUCAGACUUCCCUACAGACAAAAUUAGCCGUGUUUGCGGGUGGGAAGCCGAAUGUGGGUAUGUCUCCUGGUCACUGCACUAGUGCCUCCUCUGGUCGGUUGGGGCGCCUGUUCGGGGGGGAGGGGGAACUGGGGGGAAUAGCGUGAUCCUCCCAUGCGCUACGUUCCCCUGGCGAAACUCCUCACUUUCAGGUGAAAAGAAACGGCUGGCGACUCCACAUGUAUCGGAGGAGGCAUGGGGUAGUCUGCAGCCCAGCCCUCCCCAGAUCGGCAGAGGGGGUGGAGCAGUGACUGGGACAGCCCAGGAGAGUGGGGUAAUUGGCCGGAUACAGUUGGGGAGAAAAGGGUCUGUUUUAAUUUGUGGUAGAAGAAUGAUUGGUUGACCACGUUCUAAACAAUUUGAUGAUUCCCACACUAGACUUGAUGUAUUGGCUGCUGUGCAAUCUCUUGUUGGAACCAUGAGGUUAUGUUCUUAGGCAUCUUGCUUUCUUUUCAUUGUUUUUAUUUUAUUUUCAAAUAUGUUUUGUAAUUUUGUGUUCUUUUGAAGAAAACUUCUCCGACUAAGUCACAUUGGAGCGACCUGAUGGUCAAGUGUUUUGUGAUGCUGUCCAGGAGGGUCUCGAGCAAGACACUUAGAUAUGUUGCACACUGAGAUAACUGCUCCAAGGAUACUGUGAUUAGUUGGUUGGCCCUGCUGCCCCCCAACCUGAGGGUGAACAGUUUUCCACUUGGGGAAUAAAAAAAAAUUUGCAUUAA